CGAAAGAAGAAGAUGAUUAAUGGUUUCAAGCCUUUGAAACCUGUUGCUCCCCAGCAACCAAGUAUAUUGCAGUGUGCCGGCAUAACUCCAGACCCCAGGAUGGAGCAGUUCAAUCAUCAGCACGGCUCCGGAAGGGCUCCGGUGUUCCGCCGCUUCUAUGAGGUGGUGGUGGAGGAGCCCCAGAGCGUUGAACGUCGAACGUCGAGACACAGGUCAGCCCCCGAUUCCGGAUGGUGGCGGUGGGAGCACUGUGGUGGUUGCCCGGACAAGCGUCUGGAUACGGCGGCAGACUCGAUGAAGGUGGCCUGGUCUUCCUCCGAGGCUGUCCAGCUGGAGCUGACGGGGUUAUGCCUUCAGAGGGGAUGUGGGACGGUUGGACAGAGGAGGUGUGGAUCCCCGGCCAGCGGGCACCCAGCGAAGGAGGCCUGCGGCAGGAGCUCGGUGUCGGACGACUCUGCGGAUGCUCCUGGGUGUGUGGAUGGUCUGGAGGACGACGCCACAGAGGACAGUUGUAAGGGCGCAGAUUUGUUCUACGACAGUAAAUGGGACCCCGGUCAACUUAAAGUGACCUUCAAACUCAAAAGUUCCAACGUGCUGUUGAGUUUCUCUCAAAAACCAUCGACUUGA
This is a messenger RNA of Hypomesus transpacificus, 627 nucleotides long. RefSeq lists its product as uncharacterized. NCBI's taxonomy places the organism in Eukaryota, Metazoa, Chordata, Actinopteri, Osmeriformes, Osmeridae. The coding region runs from base 13 to 627 and encodes 204 amino acids. The transcript has 4 exons. The record is from RefSeq and is a predicted model, not a curated record.